Acaulospora morrowiae is the source of this 149-nucleotide messenger RNA. The record is from the annotation of a GenBank genome assembly. NCBI's taxonomy places the organism in Eukaryota, Fungi, Glomeromycota, Glomeromycetes, Diversisporales, Acaulosporaceae.
AAAUAAUUGCCUUCGACAAAAAGUUGUUAAACGAUAACUUUGAGCCGGAUCCAAAACUCGAAGCGAAAGAAGAUAAUCUGCGGUUUUGCUCUGCACAAGAUUUAAGCCCUUGUAUCUUUUUGGAUGACUUUUACGGAAGACAGUGCUAA